This is a messenger RNA of Pseudophryne corroboree (corroboree frog), 4185 nucleotides long. RefSeq lists its product as uncharacterized. Lineage: Eukaryota; Metazoa; Chordata; Amphibia; Anura; Myobatrachidae. Gene Ontology annotation, molecular function: DNA helicase activity. The record is from RefSeq and is a predicted model, not a curated record. Gene Ontology annotation, biological process: telomere maintenance; DNA repair. The transcript has a single exon.
AUGCAACAAACCACAACACGCCGACAAAACAAAGCUGCAUAUGAACGAGCCAGACUACUAAGCCAAACAUUGAAAACCAGCACAGUCCGCAGAUCUCAACAUACAAACUCUCAACGCCUUCAACGUCACAAACAAACUACACAACAAGCUCAGUCACGUCGCACUAAAGAUGCACUACAACACAAACUAAGACUCCAACAAGAAACUUUAGAAGAAGGCACUGUACGCCGCACUGCACAUGCUCACUCUCAGCAGCGUAGCCGCAUUCGUCAAACUACUGACACAACUACACCAACACCUUUGCCACAUUCAGAACCCCAUUUAGACGCUCAGGACUUACACACUCACUUUAUACAUUUUAAUGAUAUUACGUUACAACACCAGCAUGUCACCCCACACACUUGCGGACCUUUUAACGUCAUGUGCCAAUUUUGUGGAGCACGACAUUUUUUACCAGAACGACCAUCUGAUGGCAAAUUUACUAGCUGUUGCCAAAAAGGCAAAGUUAAGCUGCCAAAGCCACAAGACAUCAAUUCCGUCGAUUUACUGUAUCCUGAUUUUCUACACAAAUUACUCUCUGACACAGCUAACCCCAACCGCAUUCAUUUUCGAGAAAACAUCCGCUCUUACAACAGUGCCAUUUCCUUUGCUUCAAUGGGAGCUACAAUUGUGACUUUACCAGGUAAAGGCCCUUACGUAUUCAAAGUACACGGACAGACAUACCAUCGCACUUCACACCUACAGCCGGUCAACAACCAAGGUCCACAGUUUGCCCAGCUAUACGUUAUAGACAACACACAAGCAGCCACCUUUCGUGAACAACAUGCCGCAAAUGAGGAUUGUCGCCCAGAAAUUAUGGACCAAAUUGAUUGCUUCUUUCGCAAACACAAUUGCCUUGCACAUAGCUACCAGCUCAUUACUAACAUUCAUAAACACCACGUGCAACUUGCCGCUCAAACAGGAGAACAAGUUCCAGUCGUUAGUAUGGCCCUAAGACGUGAUCGCCACUCUGAUUACCGACGAUACAACAACCCCACAUCCAAUGAAGUUGCCAUGAUCUUUGUUAACGAAGAUGGAGAACCACCUUUCCAACGAGACAUACAAAUCUAUCCUAAGAAUCCAGAAAAUCCAAACCAACCAUUCAUUAACCUGAACAUUCUAAGCCCAUACAUGGAUCCUAUGACAUAUGCUCUGUUUUUCCCUUAUGGGGAACCUGGCUGGCAACCAAAUUGGCAAUGUCAUUCUUACAGUGGAGCACAACUCAAUCAAGUUCGCAACUAUGUUACUAUGUUGCAAUACAAAGCCGCUUUAACAGCUAUUCGCGAUGAUUUCAGUCCCAUUAUGUACGCAGGCAAAUUAACAUAACAGUGGUUAGUUGAUUCCUAUCUUCAGGUUGAGGCAAACCGAUUAAACUACAUUCGCCACAAUCAAAGCAGAUUACGAGCAGAACAGUAUCAGGGACUAGCUGACCACGUUGCAAACGUGGCAGACUACAAUAACAUACCAGCUGGCGUUCCCAUUAUUCUACCAUCUACCUUUGAAGGAUCCCCAAGACAUAUGCGUGAACGCUGCUGUGACGCUAUGUCUAUUUUCUGUAAGUGGGGAGCACCAGAUGUUUUCAUUACUUUCACUGCUAAUCCCACAUGGCCGGAAAUACUCACCAAUUUAUGCCCAGGUGAACACACUUCUGAUAGACCUGAUUUAGUUGCACGCGUCUUCAAAAUCAAACUUGAUGCACUUAUGGAUGACCUAACCAAGCAUUGCCUUUUCGGACAGACAAAAUCCUUUGUCUAUACUAUCGAAUUCCAAAAAAGAGGACUUCCUCACGCUCACAUACUACUUGCACUACGAGCUGAGGAUAAAUUUAACACUGUUGAACAAAUCAAUAAGUUUGUAUCCGCAGAAAUACCACAUGUAGAAACACCCAUUUUACGCCAAAUCAUUCUCCGCUGCAUGCUACAUGGUCCAUGCGGCACCACUAAUCCACGAGCACCCUGCAUGAAAGAUGGAAAAUGUUCCAAAAAUUUCCCAAAACUGUUUAAUGACAACACCAUUAUACAUCGUUAUACUUAUCCUGUCUACCAACGUCGACCUCAAGAAACCGUUGAAGUUCGAGGCGUACUUAUGUCCAACCAAAAUGUGGUACCAUACAAUCCAUACUUGGCCCUAAAGUACAAUGCACACAUAAAUGUGGAAGUUUGCACAUCCCUUUACGCUAUUAAAUACAUCUACAAGUACAUUUUUAAGGGACUUGAUUGUGCUAAUGUGGUUAUCAAACCAGAUGGUCAGGCAGAGCAACAGUACAAUGAAAUCCAAAAUUUUAUCGACUGUCGCUAUGUAAGCCCACCAGAAGCUAUUUGGCGACUACGAGAAUAUGUCAUGCACAAAAGAUCCCACGCUGUCAUACGACUUCCAGUACAUCUACCUCACCAACAAACACUCAUCUUUGAACACGGACAUGAGGAAGAAGCCCUCCUUGCUGCCAAAACUGGAAAAACUAAACUUGAAUCUUGGUUUGACCUCAACACACAUGACCAACAUGCACAACAAUGGCUCUACACUGACAUUCCACAAUACUACGUUUAUACGCAUGGACUUUGGCAAAAAAGAAAACGAGGAGGUGAUAAAAUUGUGGCAAGAAUGUAUACGGUCAGUCUCAAAAAUGAAGAACGCUUCUACUUACGCAUGUUACUUCUACAUGUGCCCGAUGCAACCAGUUUUCAAUCAUUGCGCACAGUCAAUAAUGUACACUAUGACACCUUUAAAGCCACUGCUUUUGCACGCGGACUUCUUGCAUCUGAUGAAGAAUGGCAUCACUGCUUAACAGACGGAGCCACCUACCUUAUGCCAAAACAGUUACGUGAAAUGUUCUCCUACAUCUGCUGCUUUUGUCAGCCUACUCACCUACUACAAUUGUGGGAAGAUCACCUACUGGAUCUAACUCUUGACUUUCUGCAACACAAUUCUCCCAACAUUGCACAAAACAAAGCACUACACGCAAUUAACACAGUCUUAAAACAACAUGGGCUUUCCUGUACACUACUUGGUUUACCUAAUCCACUGGGUCACCCACCACCAGAACACCUGUAUAAUCUCAUAGAAGAGGCUCAGGAAGCUAUGACACGCCUUGCAAUUCUCAACCCACUGCAGUUACAUGCUUUCAACACAAUUAUCAUGGCUGUGGAAAACAGCCAAGUUACCAACCAUGCAUUUUAUCUGGAUGGACCCGGUGGCUCGGGCAAAACCUUCCUCUACACCACACUCAUAGCCUACAUACGAGGAAAGGGUAACACUGUAUUGCCAUUUGCAACCACUGGAAUUGCCGCUACCUUACUCAAAGGAGGACGCGCUGUUCACAGUGGAUUCAAACUUCCUGUACCACUACUUGAUACCUCCGUUUCUUCCCUCCGCCUAACUUCACCUGAAGCUGAUCUCUUACGUCAAGCUAACCUCAUCAUUAUUGAUGAAAUUACUAUGCUUCCAAAACAUGGACUACGCUGUAUUGACACACUCUUACGUGACAUCAUGAACAUAAACACACCAUUUGGAAACAAAGUUAUCGUCUUAGGAGGAGAUUUCCGACAAACACUUCCAGUUGUUCCAAGAGGCACCCAAACUGAUAUUCUUGAAUGCUGCAUUAAAGCAAGCCACCUAUGGAAACUUUUCACUCAUCUCACUCUAACAACCAACAUGCGCACAGAGGGAGACGAGGAAAACAAUACAUGGCUUCUACACGUUGGAAUGGGAAGCCUGCCACCAAACCCGCAUUUCAAUGACAAUACCACCAUUCAAAUCCCACCACAUAUGAUAACCCAUGACGAUCUUAUCGAAACUAUUUUUACUGAUGUACAUCACAUGUCAGAGGAUUCCCUUGCAAAACGAGUCAUUGUUGCACCCACAAAUGCACACACACUAGACAUGAAUAGAAAAAUCAUUGAUUUAAUACCAGGAAAUCCCACUAUUUAUUACAGUGCCAACUCUGUGGACACAGAAGAUCCAAACGACACUUUGACCUUCCCCCUGGAAUUUCUACACAACCAAACACCCUCAGGAAUGCCUCCACAUGUCCUGCUCUUAAAAAAAGGUGUCAUUAUCAUGCUUUUACGCAACCUUAACCCACAACAUGGAUUGUGUAACGGCACACGAUUAAUCGUGGAAGACCUGGCACACCACUUCAUAAAAUGA